Messenger RNA from Clonostachys rhizophaga, 3855 nucleotides. The record is from the annotation of a GenBank genome assembly. NCBI's taxonomy places the organism in Eukaryota, Fungi, Ascomycota, Sordariomycetes, Hypocreales, Bionectriaceae.
AUGUCUGGGGUGCAGAUCUCCAUCGACCGGGGUGGUACUUUCACAGAUGUCCACGCAUCAGUCCCCGGGCAAGACGACAUCAUUCUCAAGGUCCUGUCUGUCGACCCGGCCAACUACAAUGACGCGCCUACGGAGGGCGUCCGCCGCAUCCUAGAAAUCAUCACAGGCAAGCCCCAGCCUCGAGGGCAGCCCUUAGACACCACGCCCAUCGAGCGCAUCCGCAUGGGCACCACAGUCGGCACCAACGCCCUGUUGGAGAGAAAAGGAGCCAAGUCUGCCCUGAUCAUCACAAAGGGUUUCAAAGAUCUUCUGCGUAUCAGCAAUCAGUCGAGACCCAAGAUCUUCGACUUGACGGUGGAAACGCCCGAGCUCCUCUACCAGUCCGUAGUAGAGGUAGAUGAGCGCAUCACCCUCGAGGGUUACUCCGAGAACCCGUACCCGGAGGAGAUUGACGUGGCUUCUGACUCUGAGCUCUGCUUGGGUCAGACUGGGGAGGUGGUCCGCGUGCUGCAGAAGCCAGACUUGACAGCCGUCCGUGGCUCACUGCAAAGCCUCUGGGAUCAAGGGUACAGAUCGCUAUCCAUUGUCUUUCUGCACUCGUACGUCUACCCCGAGCAUGAGAAGCAGGUCGGGGCUGUCGCUCGGGAAAUGGGCUUUUCCGCUGUAGAAUCUGCUGCCCUCCAGCCCAUGAUCAAAGCUGUUCCUCGGGGCACCUCCGCCACCGCCGACGCCUACCUCACACCUAUUAUUAAAUCAUACAUUGACUCCAUCUCAGCGAACUUCCAGGGAGGGUUGGAAGCCGAAGGGCUUCGCUGCGACUUUAUGCAGUCUGAUGGUGGUCUGGUUGACUACAAGAGCUUCAGUGGCUUGAAGAGCAUUCUGUCUGGGCCAGCGGGAGGCGUAGUCGGUUAUGCGCAGACCUCUUGGGAUGAUGACCAGAGAAAACCGGUCAUUGGCUUCGAUAUGGGCGGUACAUCAACUGACUGCUCUCGCUUUGCCGGCACUUACGAGCAUGUUUUUGAGACGACCACAGCUGGUGUUUCAAUUCAAUCGCCACAGCUCGACAUCAUUACUGUUGCAGCUGGUGGCGGUUCGAUGCUCUUCUGGCGCAACGGACUCUUUGCUGUCGGCCCAGAGUCUGCUGGCGCUCAUCCCGGCCCUGCAUGUUACCGCAAGGGAGGCCCUUUGACAAUCACAGACGCAAACCUAUUCCUGGGCCGCAUCGUCCCUGAAUACUUCCCCAAGAUCUUUGGGCCCAACGAGGACCAGCCGCUGGGCACCGAAAUCGUAGCCGAGCUAUUUGCCAAGCUGACAGACCAAAUCAAUGCUGACAACAGGGCUGCUGGGCGAGAUGCAUUCACUGCCGAGGACGUCGCUCUGGGGUUCUUGCAGGUCGCCUCCGAGGUCAUGGCGCGACCUAUCCGCGCCUUGACAGAGGCUCGUGGGUUCGAUACUUCUGAACACCUCCUCUCCUGCUUUGGCGGUGCCGGCGGCCAGAGCGCGUGCGACGUUGCUAAUGCUCUGUCCAUCACUCAGGUGGUCAUUCACAAGUACUCUUCCAUUCUCUCAGCAUACGGUCUCUCGCUAGCGGACUUGGUCCACGAGGUGCAGAAGCCGGCCGCCCUUGAUUUUAAUGAACAAAACUACGCAACAAUCGAGAAGACCCUCAAGGAGAUCUCGGACGAGGCGACCGCGAAUAUGCUGAGCCAGGGCAUUUCCAAAGAUCACGUUCGUCUGGAGGUGUAUCUGAAUAUGAGAUACGUGGGCUCAAACUCUGCUUUUAUGAUUUUACAAACCACUGCUGGCGUGGACAGUUUCUUGAAGGAGUUCGAGGAGAAGCACGCCCGUGAGUUUGGCUUCAUCUUCCCAGAGAAGAGAAUCCUCAUUGACGACUACCGUGUGCGUGCCAUCGGCUCUACGUCAAAACAUGCGGAGAAGAGCCCGUACAAGCAGUUGAUGGACAUAUCCAAGACGGAGGCGAUCGCCCCGGUGCCCGAGUCCAAGACAAAGGUGUUCUUCGUGGCUGGGGAGGGAAGCAUCGACACUGAUCUGUUCCAGCUUCAGAACCUCAAGCCGGGCACCCGGAUCCCGGGACCGGCUCUGAUUCUAGACAAGACCCAGACCAUCCUUGUCAGACCAGAGGCUACUGCGAUCAUACUGGAAAGUUCUGUGCUCAUUGAGCUCCAGGACGAGGCGUCAGCAAAUCCCACUUCGUCAUCGCAAAAGGAUGAGCAAGCUGUCAACCCGAUCCAGCUCUCCAUCUUUGGACAUCGGUUCAUGUCCAUAGCCGAGCAGAUGGGUAGAACUUUGCAGAAAACUUCUGUAUCCACCAACAUCAAAGAGAGACUGGACUUCUCUUGCGCAAUCUUCUCGCCUGAUGGUGGCCUUGUGGCCAACGCCCCGCAUGUCCCUGUUCAUCUCGGCUCGAUGCAAUUCUGUGUUCGGCACUUGUACAAUCAAUGGAAGGGUCGCUUGGAAGAGGGAGACGUGUUAAUCUCCAACCAUCCAUCCAGCGGUGGCACGCAUUUACCUGACAUCACAGUUGUCACGCCUGUCUUCAACCAGGGAGAAAUCAUCUUCUUCGUGGCGUCUCGUGGCCAUCACGCAGACAUUGGCGGCACCCGUCCCGGUUCCAUGCCUCCCGACUCUCACUGGUUGUACGAAGAAGGCGCUGCCAUCUUGGGCGAGAAGCUUGUCAGUAACGGACGAUUCAACGAGGAGCGCGUCAUCGAGAUCCUCCUCCACGAACCGGCCAAGAUCCCUGGAGGAUCUGGCACCCGCACCCUGAGCGAUAACUUGUCGGAUCUCAAGGCGCAGGUGGCAGCCAACAAACAAGGCAUCAACUUGAUCCAUGCCCUUGUUCAGGAGUACACACUCCCUCAAGUCCACAAGUACAUGUACGCCAUCCAGGACAACGCCGAGCAGGCGGUGCGCUCUUUACUAAAGAAGAUGCACGCCAACAUGCCGGCAUCAGGCCUCAAGGCGGUAGACUAUAUGGACGACGGAACGCCCAUCAGCCUCUCCAUCACCAUCGACAAGGACGCCGGCUCCGCCGUCUUCGACUUUGCCGGCACCGGACCGCAGGUCUACGGUAAUACCAACGCCCCCCAGGCAAUCACACACUCAGCCAUCAUCUACUGCCUGCGCAGCCUCGUCGCCUCGGAGAUCCCCCUCAACCAGGGCUGCCUCAACCCCAUCGACAUCCGCAUCCCCGAGUCCUCCAUCCUGAGCCCGGCACAGGGCGCCUCCGUCGUGGGCGGCAACGUGCUCACCUCGCAGCGCAUCACCGACGUCAUCCUCACGGCCUUUGGCGCCUGCGCCAACAGCUCCGGCUGCAUGAACAACCUCACCUUCGGAAUCGGCGGCAAGAGCGUCAACGAGAAGGGCGAGGAGACGGUCGAAAAGGGGUUCGGGUACUACGAGACCAUCGGCGGCGGCGCGGGCGCGGGUCCGACCUGGCAGGGCACCGACGCGGUGCACACGCACAUGACCAACACACGCAUCACAGACCCGGAGGUGUUCGAGAAGCGGUACCCCGUGCUCCUGCGGGAGUUUGGCGUCCGGACGGGGUCUGCUGGCGCGGGCGCCAACCGCGGAGGCGAGGGCAUCGUCCGCGACAUCGAGUUCCGCGUGCCGGGCGUGCAGGUCUCGAUCCUCUCGGAGCGCCGGUCGCGGGCCCCGAGGGGCUACGCGGGCGGCCAGGACGGCGGCAUGGGCCAGAACCUGUGGGUGAGGAAUGGGGGAGCGUCCGUCAUCAACCUCGGGGGAAAGGCGACGGCCAAGUUUGACAAGGGGGAUCGUAUCAUCAUCAAGACGCCAGGAGGUGGUGGCUGGGGGAAAGUACAGGAGGAAUAG